Molecule: messenger RNA, 1929 nt
Organism: Salvia hispanica
Lineage: Eukaryota; Viridiplantae; Streptophyta; Magnoliopsida; Lamiales; Lamiaceae
Source: RefSeq, a predicted model, not a curated record
AUGGCUAUUUCUUUGCUUUUGCAAUUACUUUUCACCGUUCUACUUUCACCAACAUUUGCCAAACCAAAUUCCACUCAUGCUCACACACAUUUCUUAGAGAAUGAGAAAAGUAUGCUGCUUGAGUUGAAGAAUCAAUUGGUAUUCGAUUCAUUUUAUUCGGAAAUACUGGUGCACUGGAAUCAAAAGGAUGAUUGUUGCUCUUGGGAGGGUGUGGAGUGUGACGACGCAGGCCAUGUUAUCCGUCUGCAACUCAACGAUGAGGGCCUCUCAGAUAGAUUAAACGAGUCGUCGAGUCUUUUCAGACUCAACUACUUGGAAGAGCUGAGCUUGGCAGGCAACUUGUUCACAGGUUCGAUACCACACAACAUUACCAAUCUUAAAAGAUUGUCUUCUUUGGACCUGUCUUAUUGCAAUUUUAGUGGCGCGAUUCUUUCCACGCUCAACACUCUGACACAACUUGUUCAUCUGGAGAUGGCAUACAACUUCUUCAGCGGCUCAAUUUCUUCCGGCCACUUUGAAGGUUUUUCAAAAGUUGAGUAUAUUGACUUAAGGUACAAUUCACUUAGAGGUAGCAUUCCCAUAUCUAUCUUUAAUUUACCUUCACUACGUUGGAUUUACCUCCAACACAACCAACUUAGUGGGAAAGUGGAUGAAUUUGCUAUUGUAAAUAUAUCUCAGCUUUCUUCAUUAGAUUUGAGCAGUAAUAGACUGGAGAGCCCUAUUCCUAACUCUUUCAUCAAGCUUCAAAGUCUCAAAGUUCUUAGUCUUUCUGAAAACUUGUUCAAUGAUACUAUUCAACUGGACAAGUUUCUAAGCCUUCCCAACCUUAGAUAUCUAAGUCUUUCGAACAACAUCUUGUCACUUUCGAGUUCACACAGUUUCCAUGUAAACCAGUCCUCCUUGGACUUCUUGGACCUUUCGGAUAACUUGAUUGCAGGGGUAUUCCUAGUUGGAUCUGGGAAAUUGGAAACGGGUCACUUUACGAUUUGUGACCUUUCUUGUAACAUGCUGGGGGAAAUAACAUCAGUGGUUGGGAUCCCAGAUAAAAUUUCUCCCAGUUGGGAACUAACGUCAUUAGAUUUGAGCGACAACAAUUUAGUAGGGGAUGUUCCACUUUCCUUGGCGAAUUGCAGUUCGUUAACAAUCUUGAACUUAUCCAACAACAAGCUAAGCGGAACAGUUCCAACCUCCCUUUGCAAAGCCACAUACCUUCAAAUUCUUGACUUGUCUGACAAUAACUUACAUGGUAAUAUACCUCUCUGCCUAGUGAAGAAUCUUCCUGCCCUUAAUUUAGGAAGAAAUAACAUCUCGGGCCGUGUCCCAAACUUCACUGCCAAUUGUAGCCUACAAUAUCUGGAUCUCAACAACAACAAUUUAAUCGAGGAAGUUCCACCAUCUCUGAAAAAUUGCAAAAUGCUGAAGGCCAUGGAUGUUGGAGGCAACAUGUUGGAAGGUCUUUUCCCAUGCAUGCUUCCAUUGAGCCUGCGCGUGCUUGUGUUGUGCGGCAACAGAUUCCAUGGAGGGCUAAGAUGUAACAAGAGCUGGCCAAAUCUUCAAAUUAUCGACAUAGCUAACAAUAACUUCAGUGGCAAUGUGGAUUCUUUGAGGUUUUCAGGUUGGAGGCAAAUGAUGAGAGAUACCGUCACAAAGCUGAGUUACAAAAACUUGGCUUUCGCUUACCCAUAUUCCAAUAGCACGAUGGGAUACAAAGAAGAGGUAUCACUAACAAUCAAAGGGGCGGAGCGGAAUCUUGUCAAGAUUUGCCCAGACUUUACAUCCAUGGACUUAUCUUGCAAUAGUUUCCAAGGAGGCAUCCCCGACUCAUUGGGUGAACUCAACGCACUUUAUCUUCGCAACUUAUCCCACAAUAGUCUCACCGGAACAAUCCCUAAAUCAUUGAGUAACUUGACGGGGCUUGGAGCACUGUGA